GGGUUCUGCAAAAAAUCUACCCGUGAGAAUUUUUUUCAGCAGAGAAAAGAGGCAAUAGUGGCUAUUGGAUGCUUGAUUUCUCCAUAUAAUGGUAUAUUGGUAAUAUUGUGUGACUGACGGUAACGGUCUUCUUCUACGUUGUACACCAAAGCGGAUAUGGCAACGAACACCGCCGCUACCAGAGAAUCUAGGAGGAGGAAGAUCCUCGAGAGAGGCGCCGAUCGAUUAGCUCUUAUCACUGAUCGGACCCAAACCCUUCCAUCAGAAUCCGACGAUAAGCCACAUCCCGACUCAUCUCAGCAAUUCAAUUCCCAUCAGGACUCGCCACCUGAUCUCUCCGAUCGAAUCACCGGUAAACCUUCUCGUAGUGGUGACAAUGCGGGAUUUGUUCCUAUGUCACCAAAUAAUGAUUCCACUAUUGAUGCUGGCCACAUUGGAAGCCAUAUAGAACCUCCCUUGAGCACACAUGCUGCGAUUACUGAAACCUCAGUAGCUCCUGCUUAUGGAGGCAGCAAUGGACAAUCAUCUAUAGUCUCAUCAACAGAUCAGAAGUCAACUUUGCCUACAUCAAGCACAGUGCAACACCUAACAGGCCCAAAUAGUUUUGUGACUCCGAGACAAAUAAGCUCUGCCAUUUCUGCAUCUGAGAGCUCCCGCCUUUUUUCUUCUGUAGCUAUAGCCCUUUUUGUUGUCUUAUCGAAUUUGGGAUUCCCACUGCUAGGCAGCAACAUAAUAAGGAGCAUCAUAAGUUAUAGGCCUCUUUAUCUUGUUUUGCUGACAAGUCUGACACUUGUGCUUGCACGGCUUUUAUUCAAUAAUCAGAGAGGUUUUGAAAGGGCUGUUGGAGGAGAACAUAAUAUGCCUUCAACAAGCAAAUACGACUGGGCCGAGCAAGCAGGCAAGGCUUUGGAAGUAGGUUUGGUGAUGCAGAAGGCAAUUGAGGCAGUAUUCAUGGAUUGCAGUGUAUACGUACUAAUUGUAAUUGCUGGCUUUACUUUUGUAAAGUGACUCAACUUCAACUACUUGAUUUUGUAAUUGCAACAUGUACUAAUUUAUAUCGAUGUUGGAUGGGAUCCGGGUGAACCUAUUAAUUCUGCCUUGAACAGCACAUGUUAAUGUCUUUUUCGUUGCUAGAUAAAUUUAUGAUUGUUUCUAGUA
This is a messenger RNA of Hevea brasiliensis (rubber tree), 1158 nucleotides long. RefSeq lists its product as uncharacterized. The record is from RefSeq and is a predicted model, not a curated record. Bases 157 to 1008 code for a protein of 283 amino acids. The transcript has 2 exons. NCBI's taxonomy places the organism in Eukaryota, Viridiplantae, Streptophyta, Magnoliopsida, Malpighiales, Euphorbiaceae.